GAACCCGCGGUGACACGGCUUGACAGAGCCACCGGCGGGGGACACGGGCUGCCAGAGCCGCGGGGAAACAGCGGGGGACACGGGCUGCGGGAGACGCCCAGGGAACAGCGGAGUAUUCGGGCUCCGACACUCACCGAGGUCAUCAGCGGGGGACACUGUUUGCCACAGCCACCGGGCCACCGGCGAGGGACAAGGCUUCAAGGUUUGCCAGAGCCACUGGGCCGCCAGCGGAAUCAUGGCUGCCAUUGAGGAGCGCACCUUCAUUGCCAUCAAGCCUGAUGGGGUCCAGAGGGGACUGGUGGGGGAGAUCAUCAAACGCUUUGAGAAGAAAGGAUUCAAACUGGUAGCCAUGAAAUUAAUACACGCCUCUGAGGACCUUCUGAGGGAACACUACAUUGACCUCAAGGACCGGCCAUUCUACGAUGGCCUGGUGCAGUACAUGCACUCAGGACCUGUUGUAGCCAUGGUGUGGGAAGGUCUUAAUGUGAUUAAGACUGGAAGAAUGAUGCUGGGGGAAACCAAUCCAUUCGAUUCCAAGCCUGGCACUAUUCGUGGGGACUUCUGUGUCCAAGUUGGAAAGAACAUCAUUCAUGGCAGUGAUUCUGUGGAAAGUGCUGAGACAGAGAUCAAUUUAUGGUUCACUCCUGAAGAACUGGUUGAUUACAGAAGCUGUGCUCAUGAGUGGAUCUAUGAUUAACACCCAGCCUGGAUCUUCUGAUAUUCCCAUGUCCAUAAGCAGCUGCUAGCCUCUAGCUAUUUCAAAGAAUUCCCUGGUAGAAACCUCAGAAAACAGUGAAAUUGCUCUGUUGUGGAUGUCAGGGUCAGUGCUUGCUGCUCCUUUGAUUUAAAAGUUGUCAAGUUAUAGAUGGAAUUGCACAUUUUAAAAGCUGCUUCUGGGACUGAGAGAUAUGAGAUGAAAACACAGAAUAGAUAACAUAUAUUUUUCUGAAGCAUUUUAUAGUCAUAGAGUGUAUUUUGGUAAACACGAUAAAAAUGGGUAAAAAUUUAUUUGGUAAAUAAAUAUGCAAAUGGCUCAGAGUCAGAGGUUAACUUUGCUAAAACAUUACAGGACAACUGAUGGUGUGUAAAUGCAUUGAUAAUAUGCCCAAAUGCUGAGGAUUUACUUAAUAUUAAGUCAAGUGUGUCCCCAUUCCUAAAAUGGCUGCAGAAAAAAAAGCUCAUUUCUCUCCCCAGAACAUGCUGUGCCCAUAAAGAGCUCAGCUCUGGCUAAAAUGACAACUGGCCUCCACGCUGACACCGUUUCAACUCACUCUUUUUUCCUUCCACAUGGGAUUUAUGUAGUAUUUUAAGGACUGAUUAACCAGCCAGGCUUGAUGAAAUGUUCUUUUAUGUGAAAAGAAGAUUAAUGUGAGGAUGGAUGAGGGAGAUUCUACCCUUAGCCACUUCAGUGCAGCAGCUCUCUGACAUUGCACAGAGCAAUAAGUGGUGUUUGCUUUGCCGGCUGAACAACAGGUAAUUUAGCUGUGUUCUCAUUAGUGUAGUUUCCUCAGUAGCUGGAACUUCAAAGCAAAUCCUUCUUGGAUAAGUUGUUUUAGAAGUGACUUCAUCACUAUCGUUUUGUAUUAAAUGAUGUAAAGAAGUAGAGUCAUAAUAAUGCAGAAGGUGUUUCAGUUUCAACAGCGAAAGUUGUACUGGAUGAGGAAGUUGGGAUUGAUAUUAUGUAUUUAUUUCUCUGCAACAUUUUAUUCACUAAGAGCAAGAGUUUCACGGAAUCAGUUGCUCAAGCUCCGCUAUUUUUUCCCCCAAAGCGAAUUCUUGUAUCUGAAUACUGAACUAUGCAGUGAAUGUUGAAUGGAAGGCUCAUGAUACCUUAUGGUGAUAUCAAGCUCCCAAAAAGAGAUGGCACAAAAUAAAACAAU
Melozone crissalis (California towhee) is the source of this 1880-nucleotide messenger RNA. RefSeq names its product nucleoside diphosphate kinase-like. The coding region runs from base 236 to 697 and encodes 153 amino acids. The transcript is spliced from 5 exons. NCBI's taxonomy places the organism in Eukaryota, Metazoa, Chordata, Aves, Passeriformes, Passerellidae. Gene Ontology annotation, biological process: CTP biosynthetic process; GTP biosynthetic process; UTP biosynthetic process. Gene Ontology annotation, molecular function: nucleoside diphosphate kinase activity. The record is from RefSeq and is a predicted model, not a curated record.